Molecule: messenger RNA, 2644 nt
Organism: Penaeus vannamei (Pacific white shrimp)
Lineage: Eukaryota; Metazoa; Arthropoda; Malacostraca; Decapoda; Penaeidae
Source: RefSeq, a predicted model, not a curated record
CACAUACUGAAAUAGAUGAUUUUGCGUGUUUCUGAUGGCAGUUGUCUUCGAUUCUUCCAGCUGUGUGGUUGCCCAGAGAACCUGCGCCCUUCUAGUCCAGUCCACGAGGGUCGAGUGAUGGUGGGCGUCCAGCGGGCGUCGUGAUGCAGGGUGGGUGUGGGCGUAGCGGGGGCGGCCAUCUCACGCCGACAGAUGAGGUUCCUUGUGGGCGUGGCUGUCGUCUUGCUGUUCGGCGCCAUCUUGACGGCCCUCAACGUGUACGAGCUGCACAGGCUGACCAAGGAACACUGGAGCAGGGACCAUCUCCCCGGGGAGCCGUUGGCGGAGGCGAGGGGCGCCGCCCACUACGAGCGCCCCGUGGCCUGGGUCCGCGGCAACAAGAAGGGCUCCGGCUACCUCAUGCACGUGACCAACGUCUUUCACCGCCUCGGCUAUGAGCUCUCGGAGGACGGCGACGACUGGGACGUUCUGUGGUCGCACAACUACCCUUUCCGGGAGCUGAAGGAGAUGAUGACCAAGCUGAAGCCCCACCAGAGGGUCAACCACUUUCCCGGCUCGGGCUUCAUCACCAACAAGGUCAACCUCGCCACCUCAGGCCUGCCCUUCAUCCCGCGGGCGUUCAGGAUGCCCGACGAGAAGGAGGACCUGCUCAAGCAUGCGAAGCUCAACUCGGACCUCCUGUUCGUGCAGAAGUCCAACAACCAUCGCGGCAUUAAGAUCGAGAAGCUGGACGCCCUUGACCUGGGCGCCGACGGGUCCUUCGUGCAAGAGUUCGUGCACAAUCCCUUGCUGGUGGACGGGUACAAGUUCGACAUCGGCGUGUACACCAUCGUCACCUCCAUACAGCCUCUCAGGGUCUACAUCUACGAGGGGGAUGUGCUCUUCAGGUUCUGUCCCGUGAAGUACCACCCGUUCGACCCGGAGGUCCGGGACAAGUACGUCGUAGGGGAUGAUUACCUGCCCACGUGGAAGGUUCCCUCUCUUGCCAAGUACUACAAGGAUCUUGGUUUCGGCAUGAAGAGGUCCUUCGACGCUUGGCUGAAGUCACAGGAUAAGGACCCGGAGGUGGUGUGGGACGCCGUGCGGGAGGCCAUCCGCAACGUGUUCUACGGCAAGGAGAUGGCGCUGGUGCAGGCCACCAGCCACUAUCCGCGUUCCACUAACUUCUUCGAGAUGAUGCGCAUCGAUUUCGUUAUCGACGAUCAACUCAAAGUCCACCUGAUGGAGGCCAACAUGUCUCCCAAUCUCUCGUCGUCACACUUCAAGGAGAAUCGACUGUUGUACGAACAGGUGGUAUUCAACCUGCUCUCGCUGGUGGGCGUGGGGCGCGCAGUGCACUCCGCCUCCUUGGCUCCGAGCUCCCGGGAAGAGACGGAGAUGCAGGCGGCCCAGAAGGACGUCAUGGUGUUCCCCGAGCACUGCGCUGCCUCCUGCUCACUCGAAAAGGCCUGCGAUAAGGUGGAGUGCCAGCUGUGCAAGCCGUGCCUCAACAGCCAGCAGCAGGAGGACCUGACACGAGCCCUUCUGGAGCACCAGCGGCGGGGCAUGUGCCGGCGGGUGGUGCCGCCGUCCAUCCAGCACCACCACGCCCACGACCCUGCCAACAUGAGCGGACUUUCGCCUGAAAAUACUCUGCUGACGGAGUGGUUCCGCGGGCAGUGUCUGCUCGAUCAGGCGCUCUGCUCUUGAUCAGGCGCUCUGCUCUUGAUCAGGCCUCUGCUCGGCGUCUCACGUGUACUUUUAUUCUCGUAAAUUAUGCAACACUAAAGUGUCUCAAUCAAAGCAUAUGUUAGCGGUUGUGGAUGGAGCUGUGGCUGUGCAGUAGGAUGGGGCAGCGACGUAAGCCUCUAUGUGAUAAAGAUGCUAUUCAUUUAGAGAGUGAGUGAGUGAGUGUGCGUUUGUGUUUACAUUUACAUCAUCGCUUUUUGUUUGAGUUUUCAGUUAAUUCAGAUCUUUAACUAAUCAGAAGAUGCACGGGAGAGCUGUUAAACAUUAAACGAGACUAAAAUCGUGCCCAGAACUGAUUGUCCAAUCCGAUUCCUUGUUGUUAAUCUGGACAGACAAGAUGUCAUGUGCGUUGUUAGAUGACGAAGCAAAAGCAUUUGUGCCUUGUUUUCUCUUUAUUUCUGACGUUGCGACGAUAAAGCGCAAAGUUGGGGAUUGCCUGACAGAUGGCAGCUGUAUAUCUCUGCACAAUUCGUCGCACAUAUUUUUUGUACUUAUUAUGUAUGAUACUAUGUAUAGUUUAAGUCUGUUAUUAAUAAGUGCAAUUUAUUGUCACAAAGCAUAUGUUAUGAAAAAAAUAUGUAAUAAUGUAUUUUAUUAAGAUGAUUAGAUAUAGAAAAAGAUAAGUGUUUAAUAUAUGUAUAUUUUUGCUUGAAAUUUUCAUAGAAAUUAGUUUAACUUCACUUGUUUCUAUGGUAAUUGUAUUUUUGCAAUUUACAUAUACUUUAAAGUUUUCCUCACCGUAUGUUUAUUUGUUCUUAUCCAGAGGCUAUUGAACUGCUAAUGCAAUAAAUGGCCUUCUUGUUCGAGAUGUUAACAUAAUUCUUGUAUAGCGAUAUUCACUCACGCGUUACUUCACACGUACCUCGCUUGUAAGUAACGUCAUCAUCACUCCAUCACAAUAAAGGUAUUGUUUUAA